Molecule: messenger RNA, 4287 nt
Organism: Porites lobata
Lineage: Eukaryota; Metazoa; Cnidaria; Anthozoa; Scleractinia; Poritidae
Source: the annotation of a GenBank genome assembly
AUGGAAUACUCGCAGGAGCAACUGAACUUCUUCAGACUCUGUUGUGUAGUAUUUGAUUUGGUUCCAGAAGGACUGCGGCAAAUUUUAAAAAACGAGUGGGACUUUCUUUACAAGACGACACUCGGAGAAUGGAAAGACACGGCACAAAAUGGUCUUGAUUUCAAAAACAACGAAUCGAAAUCAAGUCACAGGAAAAAUGGCCGACUGCUUUCGACAAUACAGAAUGGUAACACGGCCGAGUGGGACUGCACCUGUUUGUUUUUUGCCAUCCUGUACUCAGACAGUAUUGGUACCACCUUAAGUCCAGCUGUCCAGAAAGAGGUCGAUGAUAUUCGUCAGGUGCGAAACGAGAUCGCCCAUAUCACUGAGGGCAAACUGGCAGAUGCCGAUUUUCAAACUUCUGUAGAUAGAGUGUUGAACGCUUUUACAUCCCUUGGUCUUGCUAUUACUGAAGUCCAAGAAAUAAAGAACCAGACGAGCUUUCCAACGACGGAAGUAGAAAAAAUUAAGAAGCAAGCCCUUGAUCUCCAAGAUGAGUUAAAACAGACGAAAUGUGACUUGAAGGAAAAGGAAAGCAGACUUCAGCGUACAGAAGCUGAUCUGGUUUCUACAAAAGAAGAGAACAGGGCUCUCACUCAGGAAAUAAAUGCGAAAUUUCAGCCAUUUUGCUUUCUCACAUCGCGUCCCCCACAUGAUAUCAUCAAGCGUUCGCAUGAUAUUGAAAGAAUUACAAACAAAAUGGCGGAGCUUUACAAUGGUGCUAACGGAGCAGUUAGCACUGUGUAUUUGUCAGGAAAUCCAGGAUGCGGUAAGAGUCAACUUGCUCGGGAAAUCGGACAGCAGUUUUAUUCUGAACGAAACGAUGACGUUAAAGAAUUGAUCUUUGUUGCGACACUGAACACAGAAAGCAUUGAAACAGUUGCUGACUCUUACCUUACCCUUGCCAAACACUUACAGAUGACUGAAUACGCCUUGAAAGAGUUAGAAUCUUUAAAAAGUGAAAAGCCUCUUGAAGCAAUUCAGCAGCUCCAUCGGUUCAUCAUACCGAAAGCCAGCAAGUUUACCAAAUGGCUUAUUAUUGCGGACAAUGUAAUUGACUUGCGUUUAGUCCGCGGCUUGCUGCCUCAAACAGGCAGCGUGGAAUGGGGCCAUGGUCAAGUGUUGAUUACCACUCAAGAUAGUGGAAUAAUUCCUCAAAACGCGCCUCAUACGUAUCAUGAAUCUUUAAGUAAAGGACUAAAGUUAGAUGAGGCGGUAAAAUUGCUGGAAACACUAACGCAAAUUUCAAAGCGAGGACGAGAAGAAAUUGUCGCAGAACUUCUCGAUUUUCAGCCACUGGCCUUAGCUGCUGCUGCUUAUUACGUGCAAACUGUUGUAAAAAGUGGGUCUUUAAAUUAUGAUUGGAAAGCUUACCUCGACGACAUAUCAACAUACGGCCAAAGAAAUGAGAUUGAAAGUGUCCUUGCGACUGAGAGUUCAGCAUAUUCUAAAACAACAAUGGCCGCUGUAGAAAUGGCCAUCAAGAGAGCUGCUGACGUUGACGAGGUUCUUCGUCUGACAUUUUCUUUUCUUUCUCUAUGCGCUAAAGACGAUCACCCCCUCGAAACUGUUUCAAAGUUCGUCAAAGCCCAAGUGAAAGACCCGCCAGGGGAGUUAAUAAAGGCAAAGAUUGCAAAGUCUUCUUUACUUCUUGUUUAUUCCGAAGAAGGAAAUAAACCAUUAACUUAUUUGCGCUUGCAUAAAACUGCGUAUGAAGCUUUGAAGCAAGCCAAAACGUUAAACCUAAAAUCAUGGGAGAGUGACAAGUAUAUGGCAGAAGCGGUAAAGAUUUUCAAGUCUGAACUUGAAGCAAAUGACGAAAAUUAUGCGUUUUGUAAAAAAUUGAGGCCCCAUUGUGAAUCUUUACUUAAUCACAUGACGUCAGAGUUCAGUUUGGAUCAAUGCACUUUCAAAGAAAGGCUCACGCCCUUCGUAGAUUUGGAUAUUGUUAUCGAUUGGCUGUCUACAAUUGCCAGUGUCUGUCUUGACAAUUCAUAUUUUUUCUUCGCGAAAAAUGUGGUCAGUUUAGCAUGCAACCUAUUGGAGGGCAUAGACGAAACUGAUUCACGAGCAUUAACUCGAAAAGCGAGAAUUCUCAACAUGAGUGGUUUAGUAUACCUGAAACUGGGAAAACACAAUCAAGCUAAAGAACUUCACGAAAGAGCACUUGUGACUCGCAAAAAGAUUUUUGGUGAAGAUCAUGCCGAUGUAGCAACAAGUUAUAACAACUUGGCAUCAGUGUACGACAGCCUAGGAGAAUACAAUGAAGCCAAAGAACUUCACGAAAGAGCACUUACGAUUUGGAAAAAGAUCUUUGGUGAAGAUCAUGCCUCGGUAGCAACAAGUUAUAACAACUUGGCAUUAGUGUACAACAGCCUGGGAGAAUACAAUCAAGCCAAAGAACUUCACGAAAGAGCACUUGUGAUUGGCAUAAAGAUUUUUGGUGAAGAUCAUGCCUUGGUAGCAACAAGUUAUAACAACUUGGCAUCAGUGUACGACAGCCUAGGAGAAUACAAUCAAGCCAAAGAACUUCACGAAAGAGCACUUGUGAUUCGCAAAAAGAUUUUUGGUGAAGAUCAUGCCUAUGUAGCAACAAGUUAUAACAACUUGGCAUUAGUGUACAACAGCCUGGGAGAAUACAAUCAAGCCAAAGAACUUCACGAAAAAGCACUUGUGAUUUGGAAAAAAAUUUUUGGUGAAGAUCAUGCCAAUGUAGCAACAAGUUAUAACAACUUGGCAUUAGUGUACUACAGCCUGGGAGAAUACAAUCAAGCCAAAGAACUUCACGAAAAAGCACUUGUGAUUUGGAAAAAGAUUUUUGGUGAAGAUCAUGCCGAUGUAGCAACAGGUUAUAACAACUUGGCAUCAGUGUACAAAACCCUGGGAGAAUACAAUCAAGCCAAAGAACUUCACGAAAAAGCACUUGUGAUUGGCAAAAAGAUUUUUGGUGAAGGUCAUGCCGCGGUAGCAACAAGUUAUAACAACUUGGCAUCAGUGUACGACAGCCUAGGAGAAUACAAUCAAGCCAAAGAACUUCACGAAAAAGCACUUGUGAUUGGCAAAAAGAUUUUUGGUGAAGAUCAUGCCGAUGUAGCAACAAGUUAUAACAACUUGGCCUUAGUGUACAGAAGGCUGGGAGAAUACAAUCGAGCCAAAGAACUUCACGAAAAAGCACUUGUGAUUCGCAAAAAGAUUUUUGGUGAAGAUCAUGCCGAUGUAGCAACAAGUUAUAACAACUUGGCAUCAGUGUACAACAGCCUGGGAGAAUACAAUCAAGCCAAAGAACUUCACGAAAAAGCACUUGUGAUUCGCAAAAAGAUUUUUGGUGAAGAUCAUGCCGAUGUAGCAACAAGUUAUAACAACUUGGCAUCAGUGUACGACAGCCUCGGAGAAUACAAUCGAGCCAAAGAACUUCACGAAAAAGCACUUGUGAUUCGCAAAAAGAUUUUUGGUGAAGAUCAUGCCGAUGUAGCAACAAGUUAUAACAACUUGGCAUCAGUGUACGACAGCCUAGGAGAAUACAAUCAAGCCAAAGAACUUCACGAAAAAGCACUUGUGAUUCGCAAAAAGAUUUUUGGUGAAGAUCAUGCCGAUGUAGCAACAAGUUAUAACAACUUGGCAUCAGUGUACAACAGCCUGGGAGAAUACAAUCAAGCCAAAGAACUUCACGAAAAAGCACUUGUGAUUUGGAAAAAGAUUUUUGGUGAAGAUCAUGCCAAUGUUGCAACAAGUUAUAACAACUUGGCAUUAGUUUACUACAGCCUGGGAGAAUACAAUCAAGCCAAAGAACUUCACGAAAAAGCACUUGUGAUUUGGAAAAAGAUUUUUGGUGAAGAUCAUGCCGAUGUAGCAACAAGUUAUAACAACUUGGCAUCAGUGUACAACAGCCUGGGAGAAUACAAUCAAGCCAAAGAACUUCACGAAAAAGCACUUGUGAUUAGCAAAAAGAUUUUUGGUGAAGAUCAUGCCGAUGUAGCAACAAGUUAUAACAACUUGGCAUUAGUGUACAGGAGCCUGGGAGAAUACAAUCAAGCCAAAGAACUUCACGAAAGAGCACUUGUGAUUUGCAAAAAGAUUUUUGGUGAAGAUCAUGCCUCGGUAGCAACAAGUUAUAACAACUUGGCAUCAGUGUACGACAGCCUAGGAGAAUACAAUCAAGCCAAAGAACUUCACGAAAAAGCACUUGUGAUUCGCAAAAAGAUUUUGGUGAAGAUCAUGCCUAUGUACACUGAUGCCAAGUUGUUAUGA